This is a messenger RNA of Symbiodinium natans, 1509 nucleotides long. The record is from the annotation of a GenBank genome assembly. NCBI's taxonomy places the organism in Eukaryota, Dinophyceae, Suessiales, Symbiodiniaceae.
AUGAUGCUUUUGGCCUUGUUUCUACAGGUCGGCAGCAGCCUGGGCCAGACGAUGCAGGAGAGGAGCUACGAACAUUUCGGUCUCCUGAACGAGCUGCGGGCUGCGGGCUUCACUUGUCCCGGAGGCAACUCGUAUGCCCCAAACGACGUGCCUCUGAAGUUCGACUGUCGCUUGUGGAAGGCGGCCCAACUUCACUCCCAGGACAUGGCUGACAACGGCUAUUUCUCCCACACGAGCCAAGAUGGGCGAAGUCCUUGGGAUCGAGCCGAAGCCCAAGGCAUCAGUGCCAACGGCGAGAACAUUGCUGCAGGGCGCAGUGGUGCUGCCAAUGUCUUGGACCAAUGGAAGAACUCGGAUGGGCACUGCAAAAACAUGAUGAAUCCGAGCUUCCUCGUUUUCGCGGUAGGCUAUGCGUACAACGCAGACGCAAGAUACCGACACUAUUGGACCCAAAUGUUCAAAAGAUCAGACGUCUCUGAUCUCGACACCUCAUGCUACAUUCCCGAGGCCACCACGACUCCCACCACACCUGGACCUACCACCACCACCAGCACCACCACCAGCACCACCACCAGCACCACCACCACUGCUGCCAGCACCACCAGCGCCACCAGCACCACCGCUGCCUCGGCCACAAGUGCCACUGCAACGGAAACCAGCGCAGCGCCAGCAAAUGGAAAUGCUACUACAACAGGGGGCACUACAAGCUCCACUGACACAGGGUCGAAUGCGACGGAUAUGCCGGAAACAUCAUCCACAUAUGACAUGGAACUGACGACUGCCGCAGCAAUCAAUGCAAGCGUCACCGUAUCGACGUCCACAACAGCAAGCCAGGUCGAGACAUCAGGCACGGGCCCUUCAGGCUCGGAGCUCCCAUCAGUCACAACAGCCGAAUAUGCAGCCAACCAGCACAGCUUGCUGAAGGGUCAGAUCGUCGUGCGCACCUCCCAGUCAGCUGCCUUCGCCGUUUCUCCGGAGCUUCGCGAAGUACUGCGAGUCUUUAUCCAGCGCUUGGGCGGCGGGCUGGUGCAGGCUGUCUUCUUCACAGCCCGACGACUGCGACGCUUGCAGGGUGCAGAUGUGACCAUCUCCUUCACAGCAGAGGUUUCUGCUGGGCGCGCGGCCGAGGCGGCCGCAAAGCUCCAGGUGGCUCCGGACGUGAGCCAAGCUGCCCUUGUGGCAGCUGCCGCAGAGGUGGGCGUCCAGGAAGCGAUCGAGGUACAGUCCGUGGAGGUCACCGAGGUCUUGGAGGCCGAAAUCCCGGAUCCAGAGCCUGCGACGGCCGCGGGCUGGCUCGCUGCACUCAUUGCAGGUGUUGUGCUGAUCGUUGCAAGCGUCCUGGGCGCAUGGUGCUGGUGCAAUCGCCGAAGACACGGGAAAUCCACUGCAAGCCAAGGCCCUUCAGAUCCGGGAGCGCAGGCGCCUCCGAUGAGCCUUCCUGACUUCCCGGGAGGACCACAAGAUCUGCACAAAUCGCGGUCCAGCAACAUGAUAAUAUCGCAGCUCUGA